GAUACGGUGGAGGGAGGAUAAAUUCACCUAACAGUUUUACAUGACAACACAUUGACCACUGGCAAGGGAAUGGAUGGUUGAUGUUUCACUUAACUUUCUAUAGUUCAAAAGCCCAAGUAUUUAUUUUUGUGAGGAAUUAUUUUUUUAACACUUAGUGAAGUAGUUGUUAAAAUUCCAUUCACUAAGAGCACGCUUGGAGGGCGGAGAAACGUCGCGCGAUCGCACCUGCCGCGGGGAGACAACUCAUCAGUCUUCUCAGUUGCACAGUUUCCAGAGUUGAGACUGAACUGCGCGCCAGAGCUCCCAUGAAAACGCAGCAUGGGAAAUGCUCAGGAUUGUUGAAUCGUAUAUUUCUAUUCAAGUGUUUUCUUUUGGACUUAAUUUGAAAUCCUAAUGCAUUUGCGAUCUACAUUUUAAGAACGUGUUCAACCUCUUUAGGACUGGACAUUUACCUGAGACUUUUGAUAACCUCUUGGGAUUUUAUUGGGGAAUCCCUUGAAAGAAUGGCCCCAUACUGUGCAAAGCAGAUAUUUUUCCUCUUGCAUUGUUUCACAUCAAUAAGUGGGAUGGUGGGGAGAGAGACACUGCCUGCCCCUCAGCUGUUGCCCUCUGGGGAUACACACGUUCUUCACACUGAGAACUCGCUCAUCCUCACCUGCAGGGGCUGGGCGCCGCUGCUCUGGAGCCUGCCCUGGAGGGGGCUGGCGUCGGAGGGGGUGCAGGUGGAGGAGUGUGGGCCCGGGCUGCAGCCAUACUGCAGCCAGCUGCUGGUGCAUCACCUGGACCCCAGAGACACGGGCCUGUACAGCUGCACGUACACGUCUAGCUCCUCAGAUCUGUCCAGCUCAGCCUACGUCUAUGUGAACGAUCCUGAGCAGCCAUUUGUGGAGCACAAUAAUGCCAUGCCAGAUAUCUUGUACAUCUACAGACAUGAGACCCCGUUGGUCAUCCCUUGCAGGACCACCUCUCCCAACCAGACUGUCACUCUGAAGGUGAAGGGGGAACCACCCCUGACUUGGGUGAUCAAGAAGGGCUUGGAGUGGGACCCAAGGGUGGGCUUCAAGAUCCCCUACGGCCCGUACGCCAGCUACAGCAUGCUGACCUGUGUCUCAGACGCCAACGGACGACGGGUCGAGUCAAACUACAUCCCCAUCCGAAUCACUUCUACUCUGAGGAACGUGAAGUCCACCCCGGACAGAGCCAGGGUUCUUGUAGGAGACACCCUCCAACUCAACUGCUCUGGACAAACCACCUUCAACGGGAGAGUUGUGUUUCGCUGGCAGCUACCCAAGAGAGCAGUCAAUCGCACCCAUACGGUCAAAAAAAACAAAGAGAAGCCCGGUAAGAACAUCACCUGGACCAGCAGCAUUGAGUUGGCCCAUGUCACUAUGGAGGACAGAGGGAUGUACAGGUGCACUGCCCAGGUCGACACCACCAUAAAGCACGCCGACUCUAGGGUUCAGGUCUAUGAACAUCCGUUCCUGAACAUCACCCACAAGCACGAGGCCAGAAGAGUGGUCACCGAGGGGGCCAAGCAGGUGGUGUUGGAACCCAGGGUCAAUGCUCUGCCCGCUCCAGACAUCAUCAUGUGGUAUAAGGACGGAGUCCCCAUCUUGAACUCCACCUGCUAUGAGUCCUCAGAAUACAGCCUCACCAUCAGAGAGGUGAAGAAGAGAGACGAAGGGGUCUUCACCAUCUCUCUGGGCAACCAGGAGAAGGGCUUGUACAGGAAUCUCAGCUACACUCUGGAAGUGGAUGUGAAGCCUAAGAUCUUGGAGGAGGAGGUGGCUACUGCGGACGUGCAGCCCUACAUGUUCGGCAAGCAGCACAAGUUAACCUGCACGGCCACGGGAUCGCCCGCGCCUCAGGUCACGUGGCUAUGGCAACCAUGUCGCCCGGGCCCAACCCUCAAACAGUGCGUGAUUUACACUGAGCCUAUCCCAGUCCAGAUACACACAAAAGGCAAUUAUCCACACAACUGGAUUGAAAGCAUCAACAACAGUACAGAACUGCUGAAGGGAAGCAUGGAACCAGGAAAAGAGAAUAAGACUGUGAGCAUGCUGGUAGUGGGAGUGGCUAACGUGUCAGGCGUGUUCUCCUGCUCAGCUCAGAACAAACUGGGCACCGCCACCCUGCGGACCACCUUCUACGUGGACAAUCACUCCCAGCACCUGGCCAUCGAACCCCAGAGCGCCAUCGAAGGCGAUGACAUCACCCUGACCUGCCGUGCCACACGCUACCUGUACACAGACCUUCAGUGGUACGACCCGCAGAACCGGAGCGUCACCACCAGUGAGCUCCAGCUCAGCCCCUAUGCCAUCUCCCUGGCACUCAUCCUGACCGACGUCUCCUGGAACCACACGCUAGGCUACCAGUGUCGGGCCCAGAACCACCAGAACAAAGUCACGCGGAAGACAUCUGUUCUGACUGUCAAUAAGAGGAAACACCCCUGGCUGAGCCAGAACCUGACCAAUCAGGACGUGAACAGCAGCAGCACACUGACAUUAGCCUGCUACGCCUUGGGAGUGCCCCCCCCCUACAUCACCUGGUACAAAGACAACAUACCUGUGGAGGAGGGACCAGGUAUCACCCUGAGGGACGACGGAGUCUUGAUCAUCGAGAGAGUGAAGAAAGACGAUGAGGGUCUGUACGAGUGCCAGGCCAGCAACGACAAGGGCAGCGUCAAAACCAGCGCUGUCGUCACCGUAGUGGGGGAUGAGGGGAAGCCCAACAUCGAGGUGAUCAUCCUGGUGUGUACGGGGGCAGCUGCCACCUUCCUCUGGCUCAUGCUCAUCCUGUUCAUCCGCAAGCUGAGGAAGAAUCCUGCAAACUACAAGAUGGGCCCCUCCAUUAUCAUUGACCCAGAUGAGAUGUCUCUGGAUGACCAGUGUGAUCUUCUGCAGUAUGAUGGCAGCAAGUGGGAGUUUCCUCGUGAUCGCCUGAGACUGGGUAAAACCCUGGGUCAUGGAGCGUUUGGGAAAGUGGUGGAAGCCUCUGCCUUUGGGAUCGACAAGCUCUCCACCUGCAAGACUGUGGCCGUCAAAAUGCUUAAAGGCGGAGCUACGACCAAUGAGCGCAAAGCUUUGAUGUCAGAGCUAAAGAUCCUAAUCCACAUUGGUCAUCACCUGAAUGUAGUCAAUCUUCUUGGAGCCUGCACCAAGCCUGGUGGUCCACUGAUGAUGAUAGUUGAGUUCUGCAAGUAUGGAAAUCUGUCAAACUACUUAAGAAGCAAGAGAGCUGAUUUCAUUGUCUACAAGAGCCAGGAUGGUAAAGUUAUGACGUCAGGAUCGGGCUGUGACCUGAGCGAGCUCAUCAAGCGGCGGCUGGAGAGUGUAGCCAGUACUGGGAGCUCGGCCAGCUCCGGCUUCAUCGAAGAUAAGAGCUACUGUGACUCGGAGGAGGAGGAGGAAGAGCAUGAAGACCUGUACAAGAGAGUCCUGACACUGGAGGAUCUGAUUUGUUACAGUUUUCAAGUUGCAAAAGGCAUGGAGUUCUUGGCUUCACGCAAGUGUAUCCACCGUGAUCUGGCGGCCAGAAACAUCCUACUGUCUGAGAACAACGUCGUAAAGAUAUGUGACUUUGGAUUGGCCAGAGACAUCUACAAAGACCCAGACUAUGUGCGCAAAGGAGAUGCCAGACUGCCCCUUAAGUGGAUGGCGCCAGAGGCCAUCUUUGACAAGAUCUACACCACGCAGAGCGACGUGUGGUCCUUUGGAGUGCUUAUGUGGGAGAUCUUCUCUCUGGGUGCCUCUCCAUACCCUGGCCUCCAGAUAGAUGAGGAGUUCUGCUGCAGACUGAAGGACGGCACCAGGAUGAGAGCUCCAGAGUACUCCUCCUCUGAGAUAUACCAGACCAUGCUGGACUGCUGGCAGGGGGAGCCGGGGGACAGGCCCACCUUCAUAGAGCUGGUGGAGAGUCUGGGAGACCUGCUCCAGGCCAGCGUGCAACAGGAAGGGAAGCAUUACAUCCCCAUCAACACCCUGCUGCCCCAGGAGGCAGACGCCUCCAGCCCGACGCCCUCCGACGAGACGUCCACCCGGCCACUCUCGCAGCGCGACUCUGGGGGCACCUGGAACAUUAAGAUCCGGCCAGCUAGCGUGAAAACCUUUGAUGAGGUUACCAUGGAGAAUGGGACAACUGAGAGCAACGAGGGGAGCCAGUCCGACAGUGGGAUGGGCCUGUCCUCUGAUGACAUGAACACUCUGAAGCGGCUGGAGUCGCUAGCAGGACGACCCCUCAGUAUCAUGGCCCUGGCGAUGAAAGCUGUAAGUAAGAGCAAGGAGUCGGUGCUCACGGAGGGAGAGAAGGGGGAGAAAUACUCUCCCCCUGUCCCCUCUCUGGACUUCAGCCUGAACGACUCGGCUCUGGACCCUGGCCUGGAGUGCCACAGCCCGCCACCCGACUACAACUAUGUGAGAUCCAUCCACGUGCUGCUGGCCUCCUCCAUUCUCCACUGUGAUGCUACAGAUACAGCUAAACACAGACUCAGGUAUUCCUUUAGUCUACUGUGAACUCAGUGAAGUGCAAAUGAAUGAAACAAAGUCCCUUGAUGUAUUAAUGGCAGGUUAAUCGGAAACCGAGGCAGGUGUUGAGGCGCAUGUAACCCUUAAAGGAGAGGGUUUGAAUGAGGCGCUUUUAGUUUUUAGUGACGCCAUUUUAUUUCUUUACAAAUAUUGUAUAGAUUGGAAACUGGAAAGUAAUUUGUUAUUCUAUUAUUUUAUAUAUUUGUCAUUAAUAUAAGUUUAUGGAGAUAGUCCGGUCAGAAUGUGGAUAUUUUUAAGCAGUAUUUAGGAAUUUUGCAAAAAAAAACAUGAUUUUUGUAAAAAGCGGUUGGAAAUAGCAUUGUAUAAUGUCAUGUGUGAGGCAUCCAGCCAAGUCCAAGCCUCUUGAUCAGUUUAGAGCAGAACCUUGGACCUUAUGGCUUCAUACUUAACACUGCAUCUCUACCGUGAAGCCAGUUUGAAUGAAGAGUUACAUUUGGAUUCCUUCUCCUAUCCUGAUACGGUCCACCUCCAGAAGAAAAUGCAACUCUGCCUAUUUCUGUUACGGAAGAGUGAGAAGGGGAAGGGAGAGCGAUGAUAUGAGAGAACCACACACAGUUGUUUAUUUUAUUGUGUACAAAGCUAGUUAGAAAAUGAUCUUAGAUUAGAAUUGAAUAUGAAGUGUGUGACUCUGAAAGCACUAGUCAAAUAAACUAUGCAUACUUUGUUUAGAUUAUAGCGUUGGGUUGUUACUUAUUAAUCCAGAUCACAUUUUACUCACACUGAAAACUUAACCCAAGGGUUUGGACCAACUGCCACCUCAGUAACAAGACAUUAGUAACAGUCCUGUGUUUAAUUAUAGAUUUAUAUACUGUUUACACUGCUGUAUAAACAAUAACUACAUAAGCAAAAUAAAGGAAAAUACUGUUGUUUGCAGGAAUAUGUAUAAUGUAUAAUGUAAAUAUAUUUCUGAUCCAUUGUUUUGAGUAAAAACUGUUACUAUACUAUAGCUUGCAGGGCAGGCAACAGGAAUCCUAAAUGUGUUGUUAGAACCAGGCUGGUCACUAUACUGGUCACUGUAAGUUAAACUCUAACCUUUAGCCAAUAACUUUGACCCUGGAGCCUGUUAUCUCUCACAUGAAGAACAAUUGAAGAAUUGACAUUAGUGAGUUCAAAUGUAUUCCAGUCACACCAGGUAAUAGUCCAGCUUGUGUUUUCUCACACAUAGGAGAGUAGCAGGCUUCUGCUUAGCAAUCACUAAACUGUAAGGCUUCAUCUAGUCCAGUAUUCCAUGGUUUAGUAUAAACCCUUUCUCUUGAUCAGUAGAUAUUUCCAGAUUCAUCUUUGUUCUUGUGGAUUGAUUGGUGGUUGUGUCCAUUGUGGAGAGGAAAGUGUAUGCACUGAUGUUUUCAAAUACAGAUUUUUGUACUCCAAAUGUAUUUUUAUUAACCAUGCAUAAGAAGUGAAUAAAUAAAGAUUUAUAUAUUUAUACAUUA
Molecule: messenger RNA, 5977 nt
Organism: Hypomesus transpacificus
Lineage: Eukaryota; Metazoa; Chordata; Actinopteri; Osmeriformes; Osmeridae
Gene: kdrl
Product: kinase insert domain receptor like
Exons: 31
Coding region: 504-4511 (1335 amino acids)
Biological process (GO): positive regulation of kinase activity; multicellular organism development; cell surface receptor protein tyrosine kinase signaling pathway
Cellular component (GO): signaling receptor complex
Molecular function (GO): ATP binding; transmembrane receptor protein tyrosine kinase activity
Source: RefSeq, a predicted model, not a curated record